UAGGGUUAAGUACUUGAAUUCGUCCCCUCCGUUGCGCUGUCGAGCUUAGAUUCUGAGUUGCUUCCAUAGCCGGCGCUGAACGACAUGGCGGACAAGGCAGUCACAAUCAGAACCAGAAAGUUUAUGACUAAUAGGCUUCUCUCUAGGAAGCAAUUCGUUGUUGAUGUCCUUCAUCCAGGGAGGGCUAAUGUUUCCAAGGCUGAACUGAAGGAGAAACUGGCAAGAAUGUAUGAGGUGAAGGACCCUAACACUGUAUUUGUCUUCAAGUUCAGAACUCAUUUUGGUGGUGGCAAGUCCACUGGGUUUGGCUUGAUUUAUGAUACAGUUGACAACGCAAAGAAGUAUGAGCCUAAGUACAGGCUUAUCAGGAAUGGACUUGAUACCAAAGUAGAGAAGUCGAGGAAGCAAAUGAAGGAGAGAAAGAACAGAGCUAAGAAGAUUCGUGGUGUAAAGAAGACCAAGGCUUCCGAUGCUGGUAAGGGUGGAAAAAAGAAAUGAGUUUUGAGACAUCGUGUUCUGAUUUCAAGGUUCUUUUGCUUUUGGUAUUUUCUAAUGGUUAUUUUAUUUUCUAAUAGCUUUUCUAGAAUGAGAUAUUUUGCUGUAAGUGUUAUCCUACUUUAAUUGAUGCUCAGUUAUAACUUGAGAUCGAGUACUGGAAUGAUCAAUUUUGAGAAUUCAGUUGAACACUUUGUUUCUUUCAUUUUUUUAGUAGAUUGUGAUAAUGAAUUCUAAUGUUGCUUGAU
Messenger RNA from Cajanus cajan (pigeon pea), 743 nucleotides. Its product is annotated as Ribosomal protein S24e family protein. The record is from RefSeq and is a predicted model, not a curated record. Gene Ontology annotation, molecular function: structural constituent of ribosome. NCBI's taxonomy places the organism in Eukaryota, Viridiplantae, Streptophyta, Magnoliopsida, Fabales, Fabaceae. Gene Ontology annotation, biological process: translation. Gene Ontology annotation, cellular component: ribosome.